AUGGAUGGAAAGAAUAUCCCUAACUUGGAAGACCAUGAGAACAUUCUCUGUCCACUCCCAGCUGAGGAUAUGAGGAUCAAAAAUAUGAAUGGGGAAGACCUUGUUUCGCCUAAUCGGACUCAAAAUGAACCGGAAAAUGACGCAUUAAAGCUUAAAAUCGGAAUAGAAGAAGAGACUAUUAGUUUUAACCUAUACGAAAACUCUAACGAGAGGCGACCUUGCGAUUUGGGUAGAGAAGCCGUAUUCAGCCAGCUAGGACAAUCUUCCUUCCAACUUUACUCAUCUGGUCGAUCUUCACGAGAGCGCUCUAUCAUUUCCCUAUCAGAUGGAUCUGAUCAUCCAGCCAUUCGUUUGCCUUCUCCAGAAUUCGAGCCGGAUAGUAUAGAGGGAGUUAGGUCAUUGCAACCAGCCCCAUGGGAGAGCUUUAUGUCUGGGAAAUGUCUCAAGCUUCCUGGUGUUGAUCUUAGUCAGCCGUAUCUCAUGACGCAAGGCAACAUGCACAGCUCAAGUUUGUCCGUUGACCGGGUCCCACCUCCAAUCUGUUCCAAGUCUAGCUCAAGGAAUUUAAUUAUCACUCCAUCGGCACAUUCACCUCACUCCCUACAUGCCUCUCAACAAGGCUUGAAUGAGCUUUCUGCCCAAAAUGAGGAAGAUAAACACAAUAGUUAUGGCGGUUACACUGUAGAAGAUGGUUCUGAUGCACAGACACUCCACUUUAAGCAAUUUGUCUUCGAAACAAACUCAGUUGGUGUAGCCUCAGCUCCAUAA
Messenger RNA from Protopolystoma xenopodis, 768 nucleotides. The record is from the annotation of a GenBank genome assembly. Lineage: Eukaryota; Metazoa; Platyhelminthes; Monogenea; Polystomatidea; Polystomatidae.